GUUUCUUGCAUUACGUCAGAAAAUUCCGUCCGACGGCCAUUUUGGUAGUGUAAAUAGAUCCAUAGCUGGAAGACGGACGUUGCGAAGAAGGACAUUUUUAGGGACGAAUUGCUGGCAUACUUACGACAAACAUUGUUUGCAUAGUAACCUUGUAACCUGGGUUUAGCAUGGACCAGGAUUUCAGUGCAUUCGAGGAGCAGACACGCCCAUUUGAGGGUAAUAAUCUUGACGACUUCGUACAGGUCGGCGCGCCCGGGAACCAGUUCUUUCACGCAGACGAUCACGAGGCCGAGGGUGAACCGGUGAGCUCGAGCGGCAGAGACGAGGCCGAGGAAGAUCUGUACUUGGGGUCCGACAACCCGGAAUCUUCGGAGGCACAGGCAGCCCCCGUCGUAGACAACCUACUUGACUUCGGGUUUGAACCGCCGCCGAAGAUGGCCGAACCCAUAUCCGCGGUGCCCGACUCGUCUGCCGCCGAGCCCGCCAUCAAGGAGGAGCUCGAGCCCGUGCCGGAACCAGCACCAGCGGCAGGCUCAAAAUGGCUUGAGUCCCAGAACAUCGAUCCCAGAGCCGACGCUGAACCUAGCGGAGAUGCUAAGGGUGCUACAACGGCAGCCAGAGUAUUGGACCUGGUGUACUGGAAGGACCCCAAGGUGACUGGAGGGGUGUUCGGAGGCCUGCUGGUGUUGUUGCUGUCCCUCACCUUCUACAGCGUGCUGUCUGUUGUCGCUUACCUCAUCCUUGCUUUGCUGACUGUAACAAUUAGCUUCCGCGUCUACAAGAAUGUGCUCAAUGCUGUGCAGAAGAGCAAUGAUGGACACCCCUUCAAGGAGUGGCUGGACCAGGACAUUAACAUCUCCACCGACACCCUGAACAAGUACUCGGACAAAGUCUUGAGCCGUGUCAACUGCAUCACCAAUGACGUUCGCCGGCUCAUCCUCGUGGAGGACCUCGUGGAUUCCGUCAAGUUUGCGGUGUUGAUGUGGCUGCUGACCUAUGUCGGUGCCUGGUUCAAUGGAAUGACUCUCAUGAUUCUGGCUCUGGUCGGUGCAUUCACCCUCCCCAAGGUUUAUGAACUGUACCAGCCACAGAUUGACCAGUACGUAGGUAUGGCCAAGGAGCAGAUCGAUGGAGUCGUCAGCAAGGUUAAGGAUAAAGUGCCCCUGUUGAAGAAGAAGGAAGAGUAAGAUGCAACAAAAGGAGGCAAUGCCACGGAGACGAAGGAAGAAGAAAGGAGCCUCGAGCUGCCAGCAGUUAUCAUUCUAUUGUUAGAGUAACAUCAAGAGCUUGUAUAAGUACAGCCUGAUCGAUAACAAUGAUAAUAGUAAUCAAUGUACCACCUUUGAGAGUAUGCCUUUUGUGAAGAAUUGUCUUCUAGGGUCUAAUAGUGCAACUUCAGUGUGAUUCACUGGUGAGAUUUCUUACUUUGAUAAAUGACAGUGCUGUCAGAUUCCUGAUGGAGGCAGCUUGUGUAAUUAAUUAUAGUUAACUCUCUCUGCUGAGUGCGUACUGUGGUUGAGGUGCUUAAUGGGGUAAACGUGGAGGACUGGAAGUGCUUCAUCAGUUUUUGCAUGACUUGUCAGACAGUGAAGCACUGGUCAAUCGAUGUAGUGUCAAGUGUACUCAAGCUUAAAGUUUUCAGCGGUGAUUAAGAUGAAACAAGUCAAUGAGCCCAAACAAACUAUGCGACUUAAAAAGCAAGAUAAGCUAGCACUGUUUCUUACUGUUUGUAUUGCGAUUUGCAGUUGGAGGAUUGUUGAGCACAAGUAAUUAGAUGUUAGCUAUAGUCCAGUAGCACAAACUAUAUACGUAUGUAAUUGGAUGUACAUUUAUGUACAUGCUUCCCUUGACUGAGAUAUUGAAUCUUGUGUAUGAUAUACAAGUACGUUUGUCUGAUGUAGUGUGAUGAUGUAAUCUGAUCUUCCUAUCAGUCAUUGUCAUGGAGAUGUUGUCAAGGACACCUUCCCUGUUGUCUGCAGUCUCGCUCUUUUGUUUUAUUAUUAAGAUGUUGGAAUCUGGUCAAUCUUGAUGUAGAUGUAUCAAUUGAUAAGUAAACCAAUGGUUGAUACCCA
This is a messenger RNA of Branchiostoma belcheri (Belcher's lancelet), 2072 nucleotides long. RefSeq names its product reticulon-1-A-like. Lineage: Eukaryota; Metazoa; Chordata; Leptocardii; Amphioxiformes; Branchiostomatidae. The coding region runs from base 168 to 1187 and encodes 339 amino acids. The transcript has 9 exons. The record is from RefSeq and is a predicted model, not a curated record.